Molecule: messenger RNA, 3985 nt
Organism: Fomitiporia mediterranea MF3/22
Lineage: Eukaryota; Fungi; Basidiomycota; Agaricomycetes; Hymenochaetales; Hymenochaetaceae
Exons: 13
Coding region: 1-3984 (1327 amino acids)
Molecular function (GO): guanyl-nucleotide exchange factor activity
Source: RefSeq, a predicted model, not a curated record
AUGCCCCUUAACCCCUCGCCGCGGAAGGUAGUCCCGCUUAAUUCUGGCGACGAUGGGCCGUCCCGCAGACCAGCUCCGACGCUCACUCUGCGCGCUUUCUUUUGUGGUGUAGUCGUCGAAGGACCAGAUGAUGCUAACGAUCUCCCUGAAGACGUCAAGGACCUCGUCUCGUCGCUUGGCGAAAGAAUGCCGUCAGAUAGGGUAGACGAGGAAGCCCCUCAGACCCCUGCAAGCUCUGCUCAAGUGAGUCCUCCCGGUGAACAAAGCCGGCCUCGUGCUCUUACAAACACCAGUGCUCUCGCCGAUCUUAUCAACGAGCUAGUCAGCACCGAGCGGAACUAUGUCCAGCGUCUUCGCAUGCUAAAGAACUCGUAUGCAGACCCCCUACGGUCUUAUGCACGUAGCAAGGAUACCGCCAUAAUAGCCGCAUACGAAGCUAAAAUCCUCUUUGGUAACAUCGACCAACUAGUGCCUAUUAAUGAAGCGUUCCUUCAAGACCUUGAGCGGAUGGCAUCUCCAAACGGUUUACAGACCGUCGGCGGUGUUAGCGAUGUAGCUCUAUACCACUUCAAAGAACUCCGAGCCUUUGAAUGUUAUAAGCAAUACUAUGCAAAAAGGGAGGAGGCUCAGGCUAUUUUCAAGCGAGAAAUGGCAAAGAAGUCAUCCACCGGUUUUGCAGCGUUUGUUGAGCGUAUAAAAUACUCGACCAACGACGCAAAGAAUCGAGUUGGCUUGCGGGAAUUGCUCAUGGAACCUGUUCAACGGAUACCUCGUUACACUCUUCUCUUCCGAUCAAUGAUAAAGUUAAUGGGAGCCUCUGAUCCGCAGCGCGCAAAGCUCAUGGAGGCGGAUGAAAUUGCUAGUCGCAUAGCACUAGCUGAAACUGACAGCCAUACGCGUCUAGCAGCGACAUUGAACUGCCUUGCCCUUUCCAUUGAUGGAUUUCCGCCCGCUUUAAUCUCGAGCAAUAGACGCUUCAUUGACUGCAUUGACGUUGUUGACAAUCUUUCGGAUGCCGCUGGUCUGAGCUCCUCUGGUAGCUUUCCUUCAAACACUUCUAGUAAUUCUACACCGAUAAGCUCAUCCAAUGCUGCGGCAUCUUUACAUUGCACCCUCUUUCUUUUUGAUGACAAGCUCAUGAUUGUCAAACGUCCCGGAACAGAUAAACCAGGUCGCUCACUCGCCUGUUUGGAUGACGUUGAACGUCUGGCCAGUGGCGGUGGUAUUGUCUCUGGUCGCGGACGUGGUAUCGCGAGUAGGCUUCGCAGUGUUAUGACCUGCAAAGGAGUCGUAGAUAUAACUGACGUGAGCGUUACGGACAUAAGUGGAGCUGAUAUGCAUCUAUAUCUCGAAAGCCCUCCUCUUGAUCAGACAGACCGCUGGGCAGGACGUCCAUUUCGAGUAUUCUCGACUGUGUUGCCUGGAACAAGUUAUGUGGAUACGGGACGUUUGGAGAGGGAGAAGAAGCGGUUUUUAGAAAACUUAUGGCGCGUGCAGGCUCGUUAUCGGACAAAGCAUGGCCAGAGCGUUGCUCUCCGUGCGGAGGACCAAGAGGUAGAAUCGCGAGGCGGAAAAAUCACUGUGGCACGAACGUACUUCAAUGUCUACCAGCGUACAAGGUUUCUCACGGAAGCCAAGAAGACGAAAAUCGUUUUGCACAUCGAUUCACUUGGGGAUGCGGAUCCGCUGCUAUUUGGCAUGGAUGGGCCUCCAUACGUUGUAAUUCGAGUAAGGCCUAUACCAGGAGACCUCUGCCGGUAUUCGGUACUUUCCUGCGAUCCCGAUGAAGAGCCCGACGAGGAUGUCGUUCAGUCAGCCCGUAUCCCCUCGCGAGUAAUUCAAACGAUCCACCAGUAUGGAUUAUUUAAGUUCAAGACCGACAAUCCUUCGCGGCCUGCGACUCCCUCUGGCGGCAAUCGCUCCCGAGCGCAUAUCUUCGGACUGGAUGUAAUCUCCCGCAACCUUUUCGGUACUUCGAGAAGCAAAGACUCCUCGAAUGACUCGAUGAGCAGACACCGACGUUCAAAGUCGGCCCUAAGCCGUUCUUCAACGCUCGGUACGGACUCAACUGGAACGGUUGCCACGGCCGACAGUUCAACCCGAUUCUCUCACCGGACAACUUCAACAUUAGCGACGUCGGUAUCGUCUUUCGCUGUUGAUGAUAGUUCUCUCAACAAGAGGAACUCACGGUCAAGGAAACUCGUCAAGCGAAACAGAUCACGCUCUCCCGCAACUACUCUUGCCGAUGAUGACGAAUAUUUGUCAGAGAACGAGCCGGGCAAUGAAUCUCUGACUCGUAGAAGAGCGCGUUCAAUGUCGGAGAUGAGGUCCAAUGCCAGCAUAGAGUACAGUGAUCACGAAGAUGCAGAUACGACAAUGCUAGACUUCCGGGAAAGAGGUCGUGUGACAGAGUCGGAAAUGGAUUUGUCGAUGCGUCUUGAGCUAGCGCGUCGUAAUAGCCGAAAUCAGCAUGGACGGAUAAUCACGCACGAUCUCAUGGAUAUCCCGGUUGAAGAAGUGAUCUAUGAGGAAGAGCCACCACUACCAACUACCCGACCCGUUUCUCGUGCGUCGCGUCGCUUGAAUUCAGUGAGCGACCAUGGUCGUCGCAGUCGUAGUCGACAAUCCACGUCUCCUCAACUCACAGCACGCUCCGUAACACCGACUCCAGGUCCCGGUUACGAAUCACCUCGAAAAGGUCGUGCGGAAUCAUUCACUUCUAAUCGAGAACGUCGCCCCAUUGGCCCUCGAGCUCCCUCGCCCUCACCAUUCGCCCCGACCAGUCCGACUCGUAUGUCUCCUGAACGUCCACGAACUCCUGAGGACGAAGAAUUGUUGGAGAACACGUUUGAUGACCAAGAGAUGUUCACUUCUACGAUGAUACACGAGGCUACUUCUCGCAUUCCGCGCAGUAAUCGUCAACCAUACGUACCACUACAAUCGACUCCCAAGGGAAAGUCAACUAAUGCCACUGAUGAGACCCCUGGAAUAGUACCACUGUCAAUCAAGAAGAAAGCUCUGCCCACACCAUCGGCAAGAAGGCCGUUUGUUAAAGAUUCACCCUUGACGAACCCAAACUCGAGGAUCGGAGAUAAUCAUGCCGCACUUCAACGGAUGGACUCAUGCAAUUCAGUUUCUGAGGCCGACGUCUCCUCUAUGAAGGAGGACCUUGCGUUUUCGCGGGAUUUGGUUCGUGUUGCGGAGACAACUCGCGAAGACCUCGAAUCAUCCCAUCGUGCUCUGAAACGAAUCAAGCUAGAGGUGAACGCUCUUCCUGCGCGUAUAACUCAAGACAGUCCUAAGGCUCCAGACCUACGGUCAAAAACCCCUUCUCGUGGCUUGGUUCCCACUUCGUCAAGGACAAAUGCUGUGACCAAGGAAGCCGAAGCACGUAUGGAAGAAAUGUUUUCGAUGAUUGGACAACGAAAAGGUGGAUUGGUUGCACCCCGUGCUGUUCGCGCAAACACCAUCGGCGAGAGCAAUUCAAGCGGGUCGCAAAGGUCGAUCAGUAGUUCAGCUGAUGCCUCGGAAAUUCGGAACUAUUUAAAAGCACUGGAUGAAAUUGUAUCAGAUGCCGAAAGUGACUUGGGCCGGACGGUAGGCAAUUAUGCCAAGGUAGAGGACGGAAUAAAUCGCCUGGUCUCGAGCUUGCAAGAUCGCACCAAAAAUCUCGAGAACACGUCCUUGACGUUAAAGAGAGCGAAACGACAGUGCGAGCUUCUGAAAGAAUUAUUGUCGAACGCAACGGCGGAGAACGAGAUACUGUAUGGAUCAUUUAAUGAGGAGCUAGAAGGGAUGUUCCAGGACGUGACCUUGCCUGCUGAUGAGGCUUGGGUGGCUAUGACUGCCGAUCUCAGCGAGACUAAAAAGGAAAGAUUCCGCCUUUCCAAAGAAAACAACGACCUGAAGCGGCAAUUACGGGAGACCGAACUGCAACGAGACGAAUGGGCUGCACUGUUGCGGCAUCAUGGACUCAUUCCUUGAC